AUGAGCCUCACCGUGCUCCUCGACGGCCACCGGAAGAAGGUCCCUGUGACCGCGGGCACGUCCAUGUCGGACGUGCUGCGCAAGGCCUGCGAGCUGCAUGACGUCGACGCCGACCGCCACGAGCUCCGCCACAAGCACGCGGUCGUCGACCUCUCGCUGCCCUUUCGCCUGACGGGCAUCUCGUCCAACGCGACGCUCGACAUGGCGGCGAAAAAGGCGGCGCGAACGACCCGAUGCAGUCACACCCUCGCAGCGAUCCUCGCCCAGCUCCAGAUCCAUCUGUCGCCCGAAUGCGACUCGCUCAACUUUAUGCGCCGCGACAUUCGCGGGCCCGAGCUCGACACGCUCACGCUCCAGGCGCUCGGCCUCGUGAGCGGGUCCGGCAUGUUUCGCGUCCAGAGCUCGGCGACCUCGACCGUCGCGCCACCGCCGCGCGUCGUCGCCGCACCAGCGCCCUCCCCGCCACAUGUGGCCACGUCGAUGCCAGUGGCAGCGCCGGUGACGCCGGCCAUUGCACCGAUGGCCGCCGUACCCGAGCCAGUAGUGUCGGCCCCGUCGCCGCUGCCAUCGACACCGUUCGAUGCGAUCCAGCGCGUGCGCAGCUCCAACUUUGACGCUGUCUCGAGUACGGUCCCCAAGGUGCGUUCGAUCCGGAGUUCCAACCCCAAAUUCGUCGACGCUGUCGGUCGGCAUGCGGGCGGCAUUGAGUUUCUUCUCGCAUGUGGCUUUGCCGUCGAUGGCGACAUGCUGCACCUUGCGUCCGAGUCGAGCGACGUGCUGCAAAAUGCGUUGCGUGUGCUCCAUGACGAAGCCGACGACCUGCGCAUCGACUUGAGCGCACGGCCCCAAGUGCAAGUGCCGUCGUCACUACCAGCGCCGGCCUUUGAUGCGUACCAGCCGCUCAUCACGCGCAUGCAGGCCCAGCCGCGCGGUGCGAGCAUCACCGAGAGGCGUCUCGACGACCUCAAGAAGAAACAAGACGCACUCCUCGCGUCGUCGACGCCGGCGCGUCAGACUCGUAUCUUAUUUCCGCACGAGCUCCAGCACGCGACGCUGGCGGCGCCCACGACCGGUGGCAAGAGCGACGCGCAGCUGCUUGCACAGGCGCUCAAAGCGCGCCAGGACGCGGCCGAGAAGAGCCAGUCGUUUCGGACGCUCGCGAUGCGGGAGCUCGACGACCUCCAGCGCCGCAGCGUGUACCAGGAAGCCGUGCUUCGCAUCCGGUUCCCCGACAAGGGUACGUUCCCAUCGACAUGA
This is a messenger RNA of Saprolegnia parasitica CBS 223.65, 1257 nucleotides long. RefSeq lists its product as hypothetical. NCBI's taxonomy places the organism in Eukaryota, Oomycota, Saprolegniomycetes, Saprolegniales, Saprolegniaceae. The record is from RefSeq and is a predicted model, not a curated record. Bases 1 to 1257 code for a protein of 418 amino acids. The transcript is spliced from 6 exons.